AUGCAUCCUGUACUAUUCCUCCCCGAAAUUACUACUAAUAUUUUCGAGUUCCUAAAUCCUUUUCUUUCAGGACCCACAGGCUCUCAUGAGUUCAAUCCACUUAGUCUGCACGAUCUUGUAGCACUUGCAAAAACGUGUCAUGCGUUGAGUGGUCCGGCGCUCGACGUGCUAUGGAAUAAUCAGUUAUGCUUCGGACCAUUGUUGAUGUGCAUGCCGCCAUCCGUCUUCGAAGUUCGGAAUAGUGAUAGUGAACCAGAAGACGAUGGAACUAUCCUACCUGGUAAUCAACUAUUUCUGCGUCGGAGCAUUCACCUUGUUCAAAACCCUUUGCCCUCGGAUUUGUUGCGAAUGCUUCCUUACGCUCGACGGAUCAAGAGGAUAGGUCCACCUGCAGCUAGUUAUAGAUGGGUUCUUCCCGAACUUUUCUUAGUCCCCUCCCAUGUCAUCAAUUGGCUUCUUUCGGCCUACCCUCUGGACAAGUUUCUACCCCAACUCACUCACAUGUUAUGUCCCGAGCUUGUGGCGGGCACGGGGGACGUUUCGGAUAUUUCGUUCGCUCCAUUAUCUCGUAUUAACUUCACGAGUCUUGAAUUCUAUCCCAUAUUCGACGAGAAAGUGGAAGGCUGGCCAUUACUCUCAAUUCUGGUUAAUGAUCUUCCUCAGCUCAGGACGAUAAAAUUCGAAGUCUAUGUUCCGCGGCACUAUAUGCGCGCAUUCUAUUCUGGAGUAAUUGCUCCUCUGUGCUUGUUCCGCAACUUAGAGCACCUGGAUCUUAAGAUCAGCGGGGAGUUCUCAGAGGGUCCUGGGCUCUCUGGCUUUCAGAUGUUCCCUCGUUUGCAGAAACUGAAAUUGUCAAGCAGCACCAAAUUUGCUGGUGGCUUCUUGACAGCGUUACAUUCGACGGUGCUCCACACGCUUGACUUGACCAUGGAGUACAACCCAUCAGCUGGGAACCAGCCUGAGCACUUAGAUGGACAUCGACUCUUUUCGUCUUUGCGGUGUCUAACAAUCUCAAGUGAUUUCUAUUUCAUGAUGUCACUCAUAGAAGCUGUCCACUCGAGUGCGUUGGAAAGUCUUUCCUUGACUAUCGAGGGUACAUGGCCCUGGGAGAAGGAUAAACCGCUUGCGCGCGCGCUUACUGCCUUAAUCUCGUCGAAGAGAGGAUGGGGACAAUUUCUGAGGACCAUUACCAUCGACCGGCCAGGAGCCCCCGUAGUGGUUGGCGGGUCAUGUGGUCCUAGUCGCUCAUACAUCCUUUCCUUAGAAGACCUCCUUGUCUUCUCCCACUUGCAGCACGUCACACUGGCUGACCUCGUGAUACCAUUGAAUCCUUCUACGCUCAAAACGCUUGCCAUCGGGUGGCCAGACCUGGUCGAAUUCUACCUCGAUCCUGUCUCAGCACGGGAACUUGUGACAGCUACUGUAGAUGUCGGCAGUCUUGCCACAUUCGCAAGGCAUUGUCCGAACCUAUCGCAUCUUCGGCUGGGUAUCCCGUUGGAUAUGGUGGAGUUACCAACAUUAGACGAAGAAACUCUUACAAUUUUAUCUUCGCGCCCCACGCGUUCCGCCUGCAUGCGGAUAUCGGUGGAUGCAUAUUCAUCUCCCGCCGACUCAAAAGCAAUGGCAAAGUUUCUCGCGACGGUCUAUCCUGGCAGAGAAGUCAAGAUCGUACUUGCUGCAUCCUUUUGCCAGAGGGACCUACACAAACCUUCAAAUGUGUGGUAUGAAGUUGUGGGACGGCUCAGGAGGUUACAACCGAGCAGCCUCGAAUUCGGUCCUUGCUAUCGUUCACGAUUUUGCCCUGUGUGCCUCGGUUCAAUCAUUCUUGAUGAUACCGAGCACUGGAUGUGA
Suillus clintonianus is the source of this 1851-nucleotide messenger RNA. RefSeq lists its product as uncharacterized. The record is from RefSeq and is a predicted model, not a curated record. The transcript has 3 exons. Bases 1 to 1851 code for a protein of 616 amino acids. NCBI's taxonomy places the organism in Eukaryota, Fungi, Basidiomycota, Agaricomycetes, Boletales, Suillaceae.